AUGUUGGCGAUUCAGCCGUUUUUUGGCGGAGAAGAGCGGACGGAAUCGGAGAAGAGACUGAAGAGUGUGCCGCUGGUGAACGUAGAGCGGACGGACUGGAUGUGGAAGGCGUUUUUGCCUGACGGGUCGGAUCGGGACCACCCGGUGGUCAAUGUGUUCGGGCCGAACGCGGUGGAUAUUUCGGGGGUGGAUUUUCCGGCGACGAUUGUGGUUGUUGGGGGAUUUGAUUUUGAUCCGUUGCAGGAUUGGCAGAAGAGGUACUACGAGGGAUUGAAGAAACGCGGGAAACAAGCGGAGCUGGUGGUGUUUCCGAACGCCAUUCAUACUUUCUAUGCUUAUCCCGAGUUGGAUGACUCUUCUGUGUUUAUUAACCGAGUCAGGGAUUUUGUGCAAUCGCAAUUGGUUAAUGCUAUUAUUGAAACAAGACAUUAA
Messenger RNA from Rosa chinensis, 432 nucleotides. Its product is annotated as probable carboxylesterase 18. The coding region runs from base 1 to 432 and encodes 143 amino acids. The transcript has a single exon. Lineage: Eukaryota; Viridiplantae; Streptophyta; Magnoliopsida; Rosales; Rosaceae. Gene Ontology annotation, biological process: pollen tube growth. Gene Ontology annotation, molecular function: carboxylic ester hydrolase activity. The record is from RefSeq and is a predicted model, not a curated record.